AUGUCCACUGAUGGCACCCAAACUGCUGAGUUAGACAAGCACAUGGCGCAGGAUCUUGUGAAAGAAAUCGCGAAAGAACGUGGUUAUCUUGGUGAAGAGCAACUCGUGCGGAUCGGGGAAAUUAACCCCGUGCUUCGCCGCGAAGUGGAAGAGGCACUACUCCGAAAAGAUGAGAUGAUUGGUUCUGCUGUCUUGACGCUCGCCAGGAAUCUCUAUACAAGCAACGCUAGGUUUGUCUUUGAGUUGCUGCAGAAUGCCGAUGACAAUGAUUACAGCACAGCUGUGUCACAAGGUCAGGACCCGUAUGUCUCUUUCAAGGUACACCCUGACAAGGUGACGAUUGAGUGCAAUGAAAAUGGCUUUACUCAUGAGAACUUGAAAGCAAUUUGUGCAAUUGGUAAAAGUUCAAAGGUCGGCGCGGCUGGUUAUAUUGGAGAGAAAGGCAUUGGGUUUAAGUCUGUCUUCAUGGCAGCCUGGAAGGUCCAUAUCCAGUCGAACAAGUUUUCUUUCUCUUUCACUCAUCGCAAAGGAGAUUCAGGUCUCGGAAUGGUCACGCCUGUGUGGGAGGAGACGGAUGAAGCGACAGGUGACUCCUCCACUCGCAUCACUCUACUGCUUCAUACAAGUGAGGACCCGGAAGAAGACGAACGGCGACGCGACACCAUCCGCCUCCAAUUUCAAGACUUGCAACACACGAUACUACUGUUUCUCCAAAAGCUACGCAAAGUACAAGUUUCUUUUUACGACAACGAUGAUGUUCAAACGGCAACCACCGUUUAUUCUCUUCACGGAAGCAAUCCCGCAACUAUUCGAAAGGAAACAUCUGAUGGUGUAGAGGAGAGACAGUAUCAUGUCACCAAGCACGUUGCUGAGAACAUCCCUCGAAGCGAGAAUAGAACAUACUCAGAUGAGCGGGACCGCGCUGACUCCUCCACUGAAGUCGUACUGGCGUUUCCCUUGACAGAUACGGGAACUCCAAUUGUCGAGAACAAGGAUGUCUUUGCGUUUCUCCCAAUGUGA
Fusarium graminearum PH-1 is the source of this 1020-nucleotide messenger RNA. RefSeq lists its product as uncharacterized. The transcript has 2 exons. Bases 1 to 1020 code for a protein of 339 amino acids. NCBI's taxonomy places the organism in Eukaryota, Fungi, Ascomycota, Sordariomycetes, Hypocreales, Nectriaceae. The record is from RefSeq and is a predicted model, not a curated record.